This is a messenger RNA of Zychaea mexicana, 305 nucleotides long. RefSeq lists its product as uncharacterized. The transcript has 2 exons. NCBI's taxonomy places the organism in Eukaryota, Fungi, Mucoromycota, Mucoromycetes, Mucorales, Lichtheimiaceae. The coding region runs from base 36 to 209 and encodes 57 amino acids. The record is from RefSeq and is a predicted model, not a curated record.
CUGCGGUAGUUGUUGUUACUGCGGAUGCUGCAGUAAUGCUCUUAUUCAACAAGCUGUUCAUCGAAUCUUUACAAAUUGUUCCUUUUGAUAAUUUGGGGGUGCAAGAGAGUUGUAGAGUUGCUGCGGUUGCUGUGGUAGUUACGUAUUGUAUUCUGAUUGCCGCUUGGUGUGUGGUUUUUUUGUAUGUUUGUUUUACCUGUUAUGGGUAGUUCUCGGGGUAACACACCUCCUCGGGCCCAGAAAAAGAUGGUCCCACAUCGUUCAAAUUGUUGUAUAAUGGAUCGUAAAGUCGCUCUGUAUGUGCG